Corylus avellana is the source of this 1837-nucleotide messenger RNA. The record is from RefSeq and is a predicted model, not a curated record. NCBI's taxonomy places the organism in Eukaryota, Viridiplantae, Streptophyta, Magnoliopsida, Fagales, Betulaceae.
UAAGCUCCGAUGUUUCUUAGCAGCAACAUCCUAAAAUAACAACAAACAGAAAUUAAUAAAAAAUAAAAAAGAGAAGAAGAAGAAGAAUAGGUGUUAAAAAUGGAAAUGGAUGAGAUCAAAUAUCUUUCUCCAAAGCCUUUCCAAGUUUAAGCUACGGUUCCCUUCAUUUCCCUAUUCUCUUUCAUUUUCAUCAGCUGUGAUAAAAUUGAUGGGAGAUUAUUGGAUGAGGAAAAGGCAGUGAAGCUAGUGUGGGUGAAUUGUGGGUUGUUUCAUGGGCAAUACAUGCCGUGGAUCUUUCAAAGGGAAAUAUUUUCAGGGCUACAGCCAGGCCCAUCCCGAAGACCAUUCAAUUACCACUUCCAAGCGCAACACCCCUUCUGACCACUCCAUCUCUGACCACUCCACUACCAGCUUGAAUUCCCAGCAGCCAAUUUCCCAAGAGUUCACCAGAGAAAACCCUAAAAGUAACAACUUACCUGCCAUUAGUCCCACCAAGAAAGAAGCAACGAUGAGGCGAGGCAUUGAUAACCAAGCCUAUUAUGUAUUGGGUCAUAAAACCGCGAACAUUCGUGAUCUUUACAUGUUGGGUCGUAAAUUAGGGCAGGGUCAAUUUGGGACUACUUAUUUAUGCACCGAGACUGCGACGGGGAUUGACUAUGCCUGUAAAUCAAUCUCAAAGAGGAAGUUGAUUUCCAAGGAGGAUCUGGAGGAUGUUAGGAGGGAGAUUCAGAUAAUGCACCAUUUGGCGGGUCACAAGAAUAUUGUGACCAUCAAGGGUGCUUAUGAGGAUCCAUUGUAUGUGCAUAUUGUGAUGGAGCUUUGUAGUGGUGGUGAGUUGUUUGACCGGAUCAUCCAGAGGGGGCAUUACAGUGAAAGAAAGGCUGCUGAAUUGACAAAGAUCAUUGUAGGGGUUGUUGAGGCUUGCCACUCACUUGGAGUUAUGCAUAGAGAUCUAAAGCCUGAGAACUUCUUGUUGGUUAACAAGGAUGAUGAUUUCUCUCUGAAAGCCAUUGAUUUUGGGCUCUCUGUUUUCUUCAAACCAGGCCAAGUUUUCACUGAUGUGGUUGGAAGCCCAUAUUAUGUUGCUCCAGAGGUACUCCUCAAGCAUUAUGGACCAGAAGCAGAUGUAUGGACAGCAGGGGUCAUACUGUAUAUAUUGCUAAGUGGUGUGCCACCAUUUUGGGCAGAAACACAGCAGGGAAUAUUUGAUGCCGUGUUGAAGGGACAUAUUGACUUUGAAUCAGAUCCAUGGCCCAUCAUAUCUGACAGUGCAAAAGACCUAAUCCGGAAAAUGCUAUGUUCUCAACCUUCAGAACGCUUGACCGCUCAUGAAGUUUUAUGCCAUCCUUGGAUAUGUGAAAAUGGAGUUGCUCCUGAUAGAGCACUAGAUCCAGCUGUACUUUCUCGUCUCAAACAGUUCUCUGCAAUGAAUAAGUUAAAGAAGAUGGCUUUACGGGUAAUAGCUGAAAGCCUUUCUGAGGAGGAGAUUGCUGGUUUGAGAGAAAUGUUUACGGCUAUGGAUACUGAUAAUAGUGGUGCAAUUACAUUUGAUGAACUGAAAGCUGGUUUGCGAAGAUAUGGCUCUACAAUGAAAGAUACAGAAAUACGUGAUCUUAUGGAAGCGCACAAGACUCAGAUACUUUAUUUGUCAUGUCUUAGAUAUGGCUGGUCCAUUUCUGAAGUUAAAGGGCUAAUGGAGAGAAAGAGAUUGGGCUUUGAAAAAGCCAAUCUUCAAGACUACAUAGAUCCAGCUGGUGAAGCGAUUGUGGAGACGAUCCAUGACAGGAGUGAAGUGGGACAAGACGAUCUAUUGCGGUUGUUGUUUCGUGAGGGUUAG